GUGCGGUGCGCGGGGUCUGCGGUCGCGAUGUCGCCGCCGCCGCCGGGCGACGCGGGCCCGGGUCCGCCGCGGACGCUGUCCCUCGCCGCGCGGCUGAGCUUCGCGGUCGGCCACUUCCUGAACGACCUGUGCGCCGGCAUGUGGUUCACCUACCUGCUGCUGUUCCUGCACUCGGUGCGCGGCUACAGCUCGCGCGGCGCCGGGCUGCUGCUGCUGCUCGGCCAGGCGGCCGACGGGCUCUGCACGCCGCUCGUGGGCUACGAGGCCGACCGCGCCGCCUGCGCGCGCUGCGGGCCCCGCAAGGCCUGGCACCUGGCGGGCACCGUCUGUGUCCUGCUGUCCUUCCCAUUCAUCUUCAGCCCGUGCCUCGGCUGCGGGGAGACCACCCCCGAGUGGGCUGCCUUGCUCUAUUAUGGACCCUUCAUCGUCAUCUUCCAGUUUGGCUGGGCCGCCACUCAGAUCGCCCACCUGAGUCUCAUCCCAGAGCUGGUGACCAGUGACCAUGAGAAGGUGGAGCUCACAGCCCUCAGGUACGCGUUCACUGUGGUGGCCAACAUCACGGUGUACGGCGCCGCCUGGCUGCUGCUGCAUCUGCAGGGCUCCUCGCACGCUGGGCAGGACGUCAGCGUGGGCGACCAGCUGGGCGUCCAGGAUGUGUCGGUGUUUCGAAACCUGGCCCUGAUGGUGGUAGGCGUGGGAGCCGUGUUCUCCCUGCUCUUCCACUUGGGUACCAAGGAGGGGCGGCGGCCCUGGCCCCGGGGGACGGAACCUGAUGAGCAGAGCCCCCUGGUGGCCCCCACGGCCAGGCCACUGCUGCUCUGGAAACACUGGCUUCGGGAGCCAGCUUUCUAUCAGGUGGGCGUGCUGUACAUGACCACGAGGCUCAUUGUGAACCUGUCUCAGACCUACAUUGCCAUGUACCUGACCUACUCUCUCAGCCUACCCAAGAAGUUCAUCGCCACCAUCCCCCUGGUGAUGUACUUGAGCGGAUUCUUCUCCUCCUUCCUCAUGAAGCCGGUCAACAGGCGCAUAGGGAGGAAUAUGACCUACUUCGCCGGGCUGCUGGUGAUCCUGGCCUUCGCAGCCUGGGUGGCCCUGGUGGAUAAGCUGGGCGUGGCCGUGUACGGGGCAGCUGUGCUACUGGGUGCGGGCUGCGCCACCAUCCUCGUCACCUCCCUGGCCAUGACGGCUGACCUCAUCGGCCCACACACGCACAGUGGAGCCUUCGUGUAUGGUGCUAUGAGCUUCUCGGACAAGGUGGCCAACGGACUGGCAGUCAUGGCUGUGCAGAGCCUGCAUCCCUGCCCCUCCGAGCUGUGCUGUAGGGCCUGUGUGGGCUUCUACCACUGGGUGAUGGUGACGGUGACCGGCGGCGUGGGUGUGGCCGCGGCCCUCGCUCUGUGCAGCCUCCUCGUCUGGCCCAUUCGCAUUCGCGCCCGUACCCGGGACCCCAGAGACCGGCCCUGACCCGGCUCCCCGGGGCAACGCGAGGAAGGACCAGACAGACACCCACCCUGGUCCCCCUGCCCCCACCUGCUCGGGGCCGGAGGGCACGGUGUGCGGGUGUGCGGGCCCCGUGGGUGGGCGGGCCCCGGAGCAGGGACGGAGGCUGCGACCUGGGUCAGCCCGCGGGGACCGGGGGCCGGGGGGUGGGGAAUAAAGCGCGGCCGCGGAGGCUAAGGACAGACGCCCCGGGCUGUGUGCGUGGGGACGGUCGCCGGCCGACGGGGACGCGGAGGCUCGGGUUGGCAGCAGGGCUUUAUCAGAGCGAGGGCGUGAAGGCCGGGGGUGGCUGGCCCGUGGCCGGGCAGGGGCGAUCGCCACCCAGGUGCCUGAAGUCCUGCGAGGUGUAGCGCGGCCGCUGCGGCGGCGACAGGUAGGGCACGUAGUCGGACCGCCAAGGCAGCUCUGCCCCGAACUGGUUCCUGUUGACCGCUGGGGACAGGGAGUGGCUCAGAGGCUGACGCCGAGGGACCCUCUGUAUGCUGGCCUCGUCCCCACUCAGCCGCCCCCUCCACCUGCCGCCAGGCUGCAGUUUUUUCCCUUCCCCUGUUGUAUGACACAGGGCCUCUUCAAGUUUGACACCGUGUAGCCCAGGCUGCCCCCGGGACUCGCGGAUAUCCUCCUGCCUCUGCUGCACCUGCGCCCCGACUCCCCCCCUCACCCCGAAGCUCACCGAACUCCUUGCCGCGGAUGUGCCUGUCCCUCCAGGGCACGCACCCCCAGCGCGUGCCGGGGCUGAGGUACUGCGCGGGCAGCGUGGGGUCCCAAAAGGCCGUCUCCCGCAGGUGCUGCGUGUAGGCUGUGGGGAGGCGAGGGCUCCCGUCAGAGUGGGACCCGCUGGUGCGCACGGCCGGGGGCGCCACACUCACCGGUCGGCAGGCUGCGCUGGCGACUCUUGAAGCAGCCGUGCCAGCGCGCGUGGGCCUCGCGGUACGGGCUGUCGAGCGCGCUGGGCAGCAUGUACCAGGCCUCGCGUGGUUCCGAGUUGGUCAGGCCGGUGUACCACACCUGGCCAGCUGCGUCCCGUCCCAUGGGUGCGAACUUCCAGCGCACGGCUUGCUGGAUGGCUGGUGCCCAGCGGGCGCCCUCCAUGGACAGGUAGUCAUUGCUGGGGGAGGACAGGGACUGAACGCGGGCGGACGCCCUGCUGCCCCAGCCCGUCUCGCGGACUCUCUAGGGUGUCUGCGGGGCGAUGGUCACUCUGCCUCUGCCCAGCGUCUCCGUGCACUUGCCCGCCUGCAGCGCUAUCUCAUGUAGCCGAGGAUGGCCCUGCUUGUUUCUGAGGCAGCGCUCAUUGUCAGUGUGGACCUGGCAGCAAUCCCCCUGACUCAGCCUCCCAAGUACUUGUAUGGCAGGCAUGAGCCUGGCUUCUGGGGACUGGAGGGGACUUAGCCCGGCUCAUGCUUCCCAUAGAUGGUGCCCAGAGCAGGGUGGCAGGGGCGCUUGCCGAGGCCCGGCAGUGACAGGGUUAAGGAAAUGCAGUGGAGAAGAGGUUGUGGCCUACAGUUGGGACUGUCACCAGCUCCACAAAAGGCUGGGGUAUGAACAGGCCUGCGAAAUGGGAUUUUCUUCCUGGGUGGCACAUUCCCUCGCUCAGCAUGCCAAGGCAGGAAGAUCAUUGUGAAUUUAGAAUAGUUUUGACCACACAGAAAUAUCCUGUGCAGCGCGAUGGCACAUUCCCGAAGUCGUGGAGAAAGGGCAGGAAGGCCACAAGCUCAAGGUCAUCCUUGGCUACAUGGUGAGGCUGAGGCCAGCCUGUGCUACAUGAGACCUCAAUCUCCCCACCACGCUGCUCACACGCACAGACCUGUCACACAUACCACGGGGAGGUGGAGGGAGUUCCAUUGUUGAGCCUGGUAGCUUCCAAGCUGGGUGAUCUGAGGCUGGGGGCUUCCCUUCUUGGGAGUGGGGGUGUGCAUAUGCCUGAAUCCCAGCCUCCUGGUGUCUGUGGCGCAGCCACCCUGACUGAGGUUGGGGGGAGGGAAGCUGGUGCUCAGGCAGAGGGGGGCGCCGGAUGCAGGGACCCACCUGUGUAGAGGGGCAGGGAAGUAGCGUUCCAGGGUGCCCGAGGGGACAUAGGGCCGGGCCGCCUCCCGCCUCAGGUUUUCCAUGUCUGCCUCUGUGCUCCCAGAGGCUCAGAUGACCAAGGCCCUAGGACCAUUGUUGACAGGGACAAAGGUGUCCCGGCAACAGGGAAGUGGGCAGCCACAGUCCCCAUGACUCCCACACACGUCCUAGUGUGGGCCUGGGGCUCCUGCCAGCUCCCUACAUGGGGACAUCCAAAUGUCCCUCAGCUCUUCCCGUCCCACUGCCAAGCCAUGCCCUCCUUGUGCCAAGGUGGCGACAGCCUGCCCUCACCCCACGCUGGACACCCAGAGGACGGAACCGUGCUCAGCAGGGCGGCGUGAGCCGGUGGGACCCUGCUGGUGAUGGGUGUACUCCGGGGACCCUGAGGGCAUGAGACCCAGAGACAAUGGCCACAUAGUGUGGGCUCCAGGACAGGAAAUGGAUUUGCGGGAGCUGUGGUUGGGGCCUGCCUCUUUGGACCUAGAAUGUUCUUGAGUUAGGGGUGAUUGUUAUAUAACUGACUUCCAUAACUGAGUCCAGCAGUACAUUGAUAGUACAUUGUAUGUUUUGUGUAUUUUACUACAAUAAACAAACGUCAACACGA
Messenger RNA from Mesocricetus auratus (golden hamster), 4174 nucleotides. RefSeq names its product major facilitator superfamily domain containing 12 (gene Mfsd12). The transcript is spliced from 10 exons. NCBI's taxonomy places the organism in Eukaryota, Metazoa, Chordata, Mammalia, Rodentia, Cricetidae. Gene Ontology annotation, molecular function: symporter activity. Gene Ontology annotation, cellular component: membrane. Gene Ontology annotation, biological process: carbohydrate transport. The record is from RefSeq and is a predicted model, not a curated record. The coding region runs from base 28 to 1467 and encodes 479 amino acids.